This is a messenger RNA of Amyelois transitella, 2195 nucleotides long. RefSeq lists its product as uncharacterized. Gene Ontology annotation, biological process: signal transduction; positive regulation of epidermal growth factor receptor signaling pathway; positive regulation of fibroblast growth factor receptor signaling pathway. Lineage: Eukaryota; Metazoa; Arthropoda; Insecta; Lepidoptera; Pyralidae. The transcript has 5 exons. The record is from RefSeq and is a predicted model, not a curated record. Bases 212 to 1084 code for a protein of 290 amino acids.
UUUUACAAGGCAUUCCGCGCCAAACCUCCGCGCGCGACGCACGUGUCGCGACGACGCUUGGAGUGCCCGCGCGAUCGAUCUAGUGCUAGUGGAUAAUUUUCAAUUACCCUCAAACAUUGUGCGAUGUGCUAUGGAGCUUGGUCUGUUGUGAUCGCCCCUGACCAGGGCUAAGUGAGAUUUCAGUAUCAGGAAGUCCUCAUCAGGUGUCGGCAUGCUGAAACACGUCGCGGUGUCACCUCACCGCGCGCGCGCAGACUCCGUGAGCCUCGCCUCCUCAGCAUCUUGCUGUAGUCUGGGCAGCCUCGACCAGCGACACGACUCCGUGGCUGACCUCUCUCAGCGAACGACGACAAUUAAAGUGUACGCGCGUUGCCUCCGCCCGGACAUAGAGUACAAGACCCUGUCUGUCACUUGGGGCACCACGGCGCGCGAGGUCGUCGGCACCCUCCUGGGGAAGUUCAGAAUGAAGCACCGAGACCCCAGGCUGUUUUACCUGAGCAUGGAGGUCCGGGUGAGGGCGGCCGGGCUCAGGACCGAGCUGGUUCUGGACGACGACGCUAGGCCGGCUGCGUUGCAGGCGUGUCAUCCAAAAGGAUACUCCAAGUUCUCAUUACGCAUGCGCCCUGGUGGUCUCGUCAAGAUCUACGACUCAGCUCUGAUGUCGUCUUCUCAGUACAAGUGUCUGCUCACCAGCGAGAGGACCACGGUGGACGAGCUGCUGGCCAUCCUGCUGCACUGCUAUGACUCCACUGAAGGGGUCGAGAGGUUCUCACUCUAUGAGGUGUGUCCAUCUCUAGAAAGCGAGAGGAAACUACAUCCCGACGACCUGCCGCUUCUGGUUCAACAGGCGUGGCCGCCCGACUCCAACUGUCACUUCCGAGUGCGCAGGAACCCCCGAGCACCCCCGCUGCCGCCCCGGACCCUCCCCCCUCUUGAAGCCCCCUCAAGUGAAGACGAAGAACCGUCGCGCGCACUCUCCGCUCUUUCACUCGAAGACGCAGAGAAAAAAAGAUACAGCCCCGUAUACAAAUUUCCCAGCAUAACAUAUUGCAAGGAAUCGAAAAAUGACUAUCUAUAUAUCUGACUAACCGACAAUUUAGUUAGGUGCGCGCAAAUCAUGAGGAUCCUCAAAGGUUGCAGGUCACGCAGGGCCCGGACAGUGAGAAGACUUUUGUGUGUUGUAAAUAAAAGUGUAGUUUAGUAUAAAGUGUAAAUAAAUGGACGAUAAUAGACGCUAAUAACACGGGACGGACGAUAAUCUCUUACGAAGUGCGAAACCAAAGAGAUAAUGCAAUAAACUUGUAACAACGUAUGUUAGAAUAACAUGGGAAAUUAACACUUAUUGUAAAUUACGAAGGUUCAGUUUUGUACGGAAUGCUUGGUACUGUUGAGGUGAAAAACAUGGUAACUACCCAGUUUUUUUUUAAUGUGUAAUAUUUCAUUUAAAUACAAAUGUAAUACUUGUUGGUCUGUAGUUGGUCUCAUAUUUUGAUGAAGAAUAAAAAUCAAAUAAUCAUAAAUAAGAAAAAAAAUUUUUGAAUACUUUAAUGGAAUGUGUAAAAGAAAGCGGAAUAUUAUCUUAAAGAAACGGUUCUAAGACUAUCUGUCAACUAGCGCAUAUUUUAAUAGCUAAUCAGUAAAAUAUUGUGUUCUGACACUGAUCAUACCAGCGUUAUAGCAUAUUAAGUAUAUGGGUACUUACCUACUUCAUCAGAAGAUUAGUUAAUAAGUAAAUAUUCGCAUUGAAACUUCUUCUUCUGUCUGCCGGCUUCUCCCUAGGACUGUUGCAACAGGAAGAAGACAGGAGUACUACAAUGACCCAUAUAUUUUUGUUAAUAAAAUUCUUAUUCUUUACAUCAAAUAUGCUUAGCAACCCAGUAAUUAAUUAGAUAAUAUUAACAAUAGAGUAUUCAAGUUUCUAGUCUUCUUAGUGUUUCACCUCACUUCUUAUACUUAUCAGAUUUUAUUAAAUUUCUGUACGUCUAACUCGAACCAUAAUGAAUUGUAUAUAAAUUAAUUUAGUGUUAUUUAGCUAGUAGACACCAAAGAGGCAAGCGAAAGAAAAUUAUAUAAAUUAGAUUUAUUUAUCUGUUAUGUAUUGUAAUGUUUAACUUAUUUAUGUGGUGGGGCAAGGACCCCGAAUCGCUUGGAAUGUUACUUCAUCGAAUUUACUUCAGACUAUGCCUGUAAUAAAC